This is a messenger RNA of Labeo rohita (rohu), 1093 nucleotides long. RefSeq names its product ribonuclease inhibitor-like. The transcript is spliced from 6 exons. The record is from RefSeq and is a predicted model, not a curated record. Lineage: Eukaryota; Metazoa; Chordata; Actinopteri; Cypriniformes; Cyprinidae. The coding region runs from base 1 to 1044 and encodes 347 amino acids.
AUGAGUUUCAUCGGAGGUUCCCGGGAAAACCGCCCCCUCGAGCCCGAGGUAGACCCCGGCGCCAUGCACCUCCUCGCGUCAGGAGCCGCUCGCAGGGGGGGGUUCUGUUACAGAGGAGGCUUCCGUUCCGCCUCCUCCGCACCACCAGAGGGAACCCUCGCCAGAAUACUGAUUCGGUUUCUGAAAAGUCCUGCUGCAGAGGAAGCAUGUGAGUAUCUCACUGGAGUUCUGGGUAAAAGUCCAUUACUACUGAAAGAACUGGAUCUAAGUGGAGAUAAAUUAGGAGAUCUGGAUGGGGAGAAACUCUCUGCUCUUUUGAUGGACUCUCAUAGCAAACUGGAGAAAAUAAUGCUGAAUAAUUGUGAGCUGACAGAGAAAAGCUGUUCAGUUCUAGCUACUGUUCUCUCCUCCAAAACCAUCCUGAAAGAGAUGAACCUGAACAACAGUCGUCUGCUGGACUCAGGAGUCAAAGAGAUCUGUGAGGGACUGAAGAAUCCUGUGUGUGAGCUGAAGAUACUGAAACUUUCAGACUGCAGUAUCACUGAAGAAGGUUAUAAAGCUCUGGCUUCAGCUCUGAGAUCAAACCCUUCACACCUGAUAGAGCUGGAUCUCACAGGAAAUGAUCCUGGACAAUCAGGAGUGAAGGAGCUCAGUGAUUUACUACAAGAUGAAUUCUGUUCAUUAAAGACCAUCAGGUUUUUGAAAAGUCCUGCUGCAGAGGAAGCGUGUGAGUAUCUCACUGGAGUUCUGGGUAAAAGUCCAUUACUACUGAAAGAACUGGAUCUGAGUGGAGAUAAAUUAGGAGAUCUGGAUGGGGAGAAACUCUCUGCUCUUUUGAUGGACUCUCAUAGCAAACUGGACAAAAUAAUGCUGAAUAAUUGUAAGCUGACAGAGAAAAGCUGUUCAGUUCUAGCUACUGUUCUCUCCUCCAAAACCAUCCUGAAAGAGAUGAACCUGAACAACAGUCGUCUGCUGGAUUCAGGAGUCAAAGAGAUCUGUGAGGGACUGAAGAAUCCUGUGUGUGAGCUGAAGAUACUGAAGUGAGUACAUUUCACCAACAGCUACACUCAACACCACAGCAAUGAGAUCAGUA